GUGAAGUGACGCAAGCUCAACUGUAGAAUUUCUACUGCUACUUUAACUUACAAGUCUUGUUGUUGGAAACAUAGAUUAUUACUUUUAUAUUAUCAAUUCAAUGGCAACGAUGAUGAUGAUGAGGAAUUACAGUCACAGAGUGAGAGCCCUGCUUUGUAAUUCCUUCUCUCAACAACUGAUCCUCUCGUCUUCCCCUUUCCAUUCCAUUCCCACUCGCAGCUUCUCUUCUUCCCACUUUGAGAGUGUGGGAUUUAUAGGGCUGGGAAAUAUGGGAUCCAGAAUGGCAAAUAAUUUACUCAAGGCUGGAUACAAAAUGACUGUUCAUGAUGUAAACUGUAAUGUCAUGAAGAUGUACUCCGAAAUGGGAGUUUCAACAAAGCAAACACCUUUUGAAGUUGCAGAAGCAAGUGACGUUGUAAUCACAAUGUUGCCUUCAUCAUCUCAUGUGUUGGAUGUUUAUAAUGGAUCAAAUGGCUUACUUCAAGGAGGAAGUCUCCUAACGCCGCGGUUAUUAAUAGAUUCAUCUACUAUUGAUCCCCAAACAUCAAGAAAGCUCUCUAUGUCUGUAUCUAAUUGCACUUUAAAGGAAAAGAAAGAUAAUUGGGAGAACCCUGUCAUGUUGGAUGCUCCUGUCUCUGGAGGUGUUGUAGGUGCAGAAGCUGGUUCACUUACUUUCAUGGUUGGUGGCUCUGAAGACGCGUAUCUUGCUGCCAAAUCCUUACUCCUUUCAAUGGGAAAGAACACAAUUUUCUGUGGUGGACCUGGAAAUGGUUCAGCGGCAAAGAUAUGCAACAAUUUGGUAAUGGCUGUUAGUAUGCUUGGAGUGUCAGAAGCUCUUGCUCUUGGUCAGUCACUAGGAAUAACUGCCAGUACUCUGACAAAGAUAUUUAACUCUUCAAGUGCUCGCUGUUGGAGUAGUGAUAGUUAUAAUCCAGUUCCUGGUGUUAUGCAAGGAGUGCCAUCUUCAAGGAAUUAUAGUGGUGGAUUUGCAUCCAAGCUCAUGGCUAAAGACCUAAACCUUGCCGCAGCAUCAGCAGAAGAAGUUGGUCUAAAAUGUCCAUUGACAUUCGUAGCACAGAACAUAUAUACAGAGAUCUGCAAGGAUGGUCAUGAAACUGAGGACUUCUCAUGUGUUUUCCACCAUUAUUACUCGGGUGAGAGUGAACUUAACUAGGUUCACAGGUGAAAGUGUACCAACAGAAAAGGAUUGAACUUUGCAGUGUAAAGCAUUGUGUUUUCCCUGAAUAAUUCUUGGUGGAUGACAGAAAUUGUAUUCAAUUUGAUAUUCUGAAGAAACUUGUGAUCAAGUUGCAAUGGUUCACGACAAUAUCCAAGUAAAAAAUGUGUUAUGUUUGUAUCCCUUGCCAUGCCUUGGUCGGCGUGAGGUGUGUGCAUAGGGUGUGCAAAUAACAAUAACAUAAACAAUAAAUGCUCUGAGGGCAGGGUGUACUCAGCCAAGAUGUGAAGGAAAACCUCUAUUGGUUUUACAACAUGACUAGUUACAAUGGCCAAUGUUGUCACCUUUUUUCUUGUUGAUCUCACAAUACUAUCACCAAAGCGGCCUUUUUUUUAGAGCACUAGAAAGGUGACGAAUGGAUUUGUUUGAGCAGAGUCUGGACAGUACCUUGUUAGAAACAUGUUAAACACAACAUUUUUUUAGUUA
This is a messenger RNA of Durio zibethinus, 1663 nucleotides long. Its product is annotated as 6-phosphogluconate dehydrogenase family protein. The record is from RefSeq and is a predicted model, not a curated record. NCBI's taxonomy places the organism in Eukaryota, Viridiplantae, Streptophyta, Magnoliopsida, Malvales, Malvaceae. Gene Ontology annotation, biological process: L-valine catabolic process. Gene Ontology annotation, molecular function: NADP binding; NAD binding; 3-hydroxyisobutyrate dehydrogenase activity.